Molecule: messenger RNA, 6444 nt
Organism: Haliaeetus leucocephalus (bald eagle)
Lineage: Eukaryota; Metazoa; Chordata; Aves; Accipitriformes; Accipitridae
Product: neural-cadherin-like
Exons: 28
Coding region: 1-6444 (2147 amino acids)
Biological process (GO): multicellular organism development; cell-cell junction assembly; homophilic cell-cell adhesion
Cellular component (GO): catenin complex; plasma membrane; adherens junction
Molecular function (GO): cadherin binding; calcium ion binding
Source: RefSeq, a predicted model, not a curated record
AUGCACGGGACCGCUUAUUCUGCGUGGACGCGGGCGGCGCUGCCCGCGGGAGGAGGCAGGGCGGAGGCGCUGGUGUCGCCGCCCGUCGAGGAGUCGCCGGCGCGCGUGGAGCGGGAGAGCGGCGAGGUGACGCUGGCCGCGGCCCUCGACCGGGAGGCGGCGGCCGCCUGCGAGCUCGUCGUCCGCGUCCGGGAGCGCCGAGGAAAGGAUUGGUACUUGGUGCGCUUGUCACUUACUGUGACAGACGUGAAUGACAACGUACCUGAGUGGGCCAUGGAGCCCUUCCCGUUCUUGGCUGUGGUUUCCCCUGAAGCUGCAGGAGGUACUGAAGUAUACAAGCUGCAUGCUGUGGAUGCAGAUGAAGGGAUCCAUGGAGCUGUAGAAUAUUUUCUCUUGGAAGGUGGUGAAGACAGAUUCGAAGUUGAGAAGGACACUGGCUGGAUUAAAACGACAGGUUUGCCAUUGGUGAGGGACAAGGAGUAUUUACUGACUGUCCUAGCAGCAGAUAAACUUGGAAGCAGAGGGUCUCCAGCCUCCAUUUCUGUAAUUGCUGGAUUUCGACCACCACAGUUCACCAACAUGUCAUACUUUGUUUAUGUUCCUGAAAGUAUGCCACAAGGAAAAUCCUUUCUUACAGUCACUGCUGUAUCAUAUCAAAAGAAAUCCCUGAGCUACAGUUUACUGACUAAUCCUAGUGGUCUAUUCAGUAUUGAUUGGGCAACAGGAGAUAUUAGUUUAACUCGGAGUGUGGAUUAUGAGAGUGACCAACACCAGUAUCUUCUUUUGGUCAGAGCAGAGGAAAAUGAGGAACACUUCAGUAGUGCAGCUGAGGUUUUGGUUGUAAUCACAGAUGUGAAUGAUUGUGCCCCUGAAUUUCAUCAGUUGAUUUACAGCAAAAUUGGUGUUCCUGAAACAGUUACUAUGACAACUGCGCUUCUACAAGUGACAGCCACUGACUGCGAUUCAAAAGAGAAAGCUGAAUUACUGUAUUACACUUUGAGUCAAGACUUCAGUAUUACUUCUCAUGGUACUAUUUUUCCAGCAACACGGUUGGACUAUGAGCGACCUAACCAUCUUUAUGAGUUCAUAAUUUUGGCUGUAGAUAAAGGGGAAGAGCCAAAAACUGGGACAGCAACUGUUAGGAUCUAUGUUUCAAAUGUGAAUGAUGAAGCACCUGAGUUUUCCCAGGCAAUCUACAAGAGUUUCGUUUCUGAAGAUGCAGGCCCAAACACACUGAUUGCUACAGUUAAUGCUGUUGACCCUGAUGGAGAUGGUGUGACAUAUGAUAUUCUCUCUGGGAAUCAGAAAGGAAACUUUGUUAUUGACCCUAAGAAAGGGCUAGUUAGACUUCGUUCAAGUCCGUUUCCUAAGCUGCAGGGGACAGAAUAUGUACUUCAUGUCACAGCUACUGAUGAUAACGCUUCUGGAGGGCCCCAUGCUCUUACAAGUACUGCCCAGGUUGUUGUGAAAGUUGAUGAUGUCAACAAUAACAAACCUGUCUUUCAGAAGUGUCAGUAUUAUCAGGAACAUGCUUCUGUAUUGGAAAACCAGCCUUCAGGGACAGUUGUACUGCAGGUUGAAGCCACUGAUGCUGAUGAAGGAGCCAAUGGUAUAGUGAAAUAUGGCUUAAUGCACAGAGGUGGUGUCUUACCAGCAUUUAAUAUUCAUCCUGACACAGGAGUUCUGACAACUGUUCAGGUAUUUGAUCGAGAAAAACAGAGGGAAUAUCCUAUCACUGUGACAGCAACAGAUCAGGCAGCGGAACCACUCAUUGGAAUGUGCCAGAUAAAUAUUAUCAUCCUGGACCAAAAUGACAAUGAUCCCAGAUUUGAAAACACCCACUAUGAAUAUUUUCUAAGAGAGGACACAAGAGUUGGGACCAGCUUUCUUCGUGUUGCAGCCCAUGAUGAUGACUACAGCUCAAAUGCUGCCAUUACAUAUUCAAUAGCAAAUGAAGAACCAGAUUAUUUACAAAUUAAUCCUACUACAGGCUGGGUGUUUGUGAACCAACCCAUAUCCCAGAGGUCAUCUGUAAUUCGAGAGAUUAUUGCUAUGGAUGGAGGCAAUAGGAGCAGUAAAGUUGAACUUGCAGUAACUAUUACUAGUGCAAAAAACCAACCUCCACAGUGGGAAAGAGACAGCUAUGAAGUUGUUAUUCCAGAGAAUACUACACGCGAUGCAUCAGUUUUGACAAUCAAAGCAACUUCUCCCCUUGGUGAUCCCCGUGUGACUUACAACCUAGAAGAGGGUCUUGUUCCGGAGACCAACAUGCCAGUUCGUUUCUACCUGACUCCAAACAGACAUGAUGGUUCUGCUUCAAUCCUGGUAGCUGAGCCACUAGAUUAUGAAACAACAAAAAGCUUUCUGCUGAGGGUUCGAGCACAGAAUGUUGCUGCAGUUCCUCUGGCAGCAUUCGUUACGGUCUAUAUUAAUGUAACAGAUGUCAAUGACAAUGUCCCAUUCUUCACUUCAUCUAUUUAUGAAGCCUCAGUAACGGAGGGAGCUGCUGUUGGGACAUUUGUUGUUCAGGUGUCUGCCACUGACCUUGACCUUGGUCAGAAUGGUGAGAUAACUUACUCCCUGUUACAUGACAGUGGCAGAGACUACACAUAUUUUCACUUGGACUCACAGACAGGCUCAAUAUACACUGCCUCAGAGUUUGAUAGAGAGAAGAAGGGGUCCUAUCUUCUAGAAGUCAAGUCAGUAGAUGGCUCUGAAUCAGCUCGACCUGGAAAACACGGGAAGCCGAACUCUGACAUGGCCUACGUGCGCAUUUUUAUCAGCGAUGUGAAUGAUAACAAGCCUGUCUUCUCUCAGAGUGUCUAUGAAGUAAAUGUGGAUGAAGACCAAGAUGUGGGCUCAACUAUCAUUACAGUCAGUGCUAAUGAUGAAGAUGAAGGAACAAAUGCUAAAUUACGGUAUCAGAUCACAGCUGGAAACACAGGAGGAGUACUUGAUGUAGAACCAGAAACAGGAGCCAUUUUUAUUGCCCAACCACUGGAUUAUGAAGAAACAAAAAUGUACGAGAUUCACUUGUUGGCCUCUGAUGGGAAAUGGGAAGAUUAUGCAGUUGUCAUCAUCAAUGUCAUGAAUAAAAAUGAUGAGACUCCAGUUUUCUCUAUCAAUGAAUACUAUGGAAAUAUAAUUGAGGAACUGGAUGGGUUACCAGUCUUUGUACUUCAGGUUAAGGCAAAUGAUCCUGACAGUAAUGUGGAUGAAGAUUUGAGAUACUCAUUGUAUGGACACGGUGCAGCUGAUAUUUUCACAAUAGAUGAGAAAAUGGGCAGCGUUUACUCACACAAGAUGUUGGACCGGGAAGAGCGUGCAUUGUGGAGAUUUGUUGUAUUGGCUACUGAUGAAGGUGGAGAAGGACUUACGGGAUUUGCUGAUGUAAUUAUUAAUGUGUGGGAUAUAAAUGACAAUGCACCUAUGUUCACAUGCAUGCCCGAUGAUUGCAAUGGGAGUGUCUUUGAAAAUUCUCCUGCAGACACGUUAGUCAUGGAAAUGGGUGCAGUCGAUCGUGAUGAUCCAAAUGUAGGUCUUAAUGCUGUUCUGACUUACAGGAUAACAAAGAAUGUAAAAAAUGAGUUUGGUGCUGACAUGUUUAAUAUCAAUCCCAAUACUGGUACAAUCCAUGUAGCAGGGGGAAUGCUGGACAGAGAAAGGACUGACAAUUAUUUUCUCAUUGUUGAAGCAAGAGAUGGUGGAGGGCUAACGGGAACUGGCACUGCCACUGUCUGGAUUGCAGACGUCAAUGAUCAGGUACCUAAAUUCACAAAAAAGAUGUGGCAGGCAGCAAUUCCUGAAAACAGUGCCAUCGACUCAGAAGUUCUGCAAGUGUGUGCUACAGAUGCAGAUGUUGGGGAAAAUGCUGACUUAAUAUUCAGUAUCAUCGAGGGAGACCCAGAUCAGAAGUUUUAUAUUGAGAAUGACAAAGAAUGGCAAUGUGCCACUAUUCGACUGAAACAAACCCUGGAUUUUGAGAAUGCACGUGAAAGGCAGUUUAAUCUUACUAUUACAGUGGAAGAUCUUGAUUUUUCUAGUAUUGCAGUGUGCCUGAUAGAAGUUGAAGACUUUAAUGACCACAGCCCGGUUUUCCUUUCUCAGUUUAUUCAGACAAGCCCUUUCUUUGAAAACAUGCCUGUAGGUACUACAGUAACCACAGUGAGAGCUACAGACAAGGAUUCUGGUUUGAAUGGGAACAUUAUAUAUUCUAUGAAGUCAGAUUCGGAUCCUCUGAGACAGUUUGAGGUCGACCAACAUGGUCACGUGAUUGUGGCAAAUACUCUAGAUCGUGAAGUCAUUCAAAAAUACAGUUUAAUUGUUCAAGCUUCAGAUCAAGGAACACCUGCCUGCACAGGAAGUGUUACAGUUUUGAUAAACUUGCUUGAUGUUAAUGACAAUGGACCAAGGUUUGAGGCACCAUAUAUGCCUGUAGUAUGGGAAAAUAUAUUGAAGCCUGAAAUAGUGUAUAUGAACCAUACAUCAAAACUGCUUCAUGCUUUUGAUCCAGACAGUGAGGAAAAUGGGCCACCCUUUACAUUUUCAUUGCCACCAGAGUAUCAGAAUUCUUUGGAUUUUUCUCUUACUGACAACAGAAAUAACACAGCAACUGUAACUGCUUUGAGGUCCUUUGACAGAGAAAAGCAGAAGGUGUUUCAUCUGCCAAUAGUUAUAACAGAUAGUGGGAUUCCAGCUAUGAGCUCUACGAACACCCUAACUAUAACAAUUGGUGAUGAAAAUGACAACUGCCAUGAAUCUGGCCAUAAGGAAGUCUAUAUGUACAGUUACAAAGGAAAAUGGUCAACAACGGUGCUUGGGGAAGUGUUUGCACCAGAUCAAGAUGACUGGGACAAUAAAACAUUUCUCUCUGAAGGAAAACUGCUCAAGUCUUUUAGAUUAAAUCAGAGGACUGGUUCUUUGAUGAUGGUGGAUAAUACUUCUCAAGGAAUAUACAACUUAAAAGUUAGAGUUUCUGAUGGAGUUUGUCCUGAUGUUGUAUCUACGGUACAAAUCCAUGUCAAAGAGCUGGAAAAUGAAGCCAUACAAAACUCAGCCACUGUGCGUCUGUCAGAUAUCACAGCAGAGGAGUUCAUAAGGAGAGAUGAACAUGGCAAAACAAGACAUGACAAGUUCAAGGAAUUACUAGCAAAAAUGUUACCUGCUAAGCUUAGUGAUAUCAUUGUCUUCAGUGUGAUGAACAUUGAUGGAAAACAGACAGAUAUAAGAUUUGCAGUCUGUGAUGGCUCGGCAUAUUACAGACCUGAGAAACUGCAUGCUGAGAUGGCAGCAUUUAAAAAUGAGAUCCAGUCAGCUUUACAACUGAACAUUUCACAGAUCGAUGUAGAUGAAUGCAGGAGUGCAAAUUGUAGUGAGGGUAAUGGUUGUACAAACUACCUCACCAUGAGUGACAUCCCAACAGUGAUGGAUACUGGAAGCGUGUCAUUCGUCUCGGUAACAACCACCAUCAAUGCAGUCUGCACCUGUUCAGCUAGGGACCGAGUUCAUCAGUCUUGUUCCUCCUACCCUCAAAGCCCUUGUCUCAAUGGUGGGAUGUGUAUUGACACUUUGAAUGGUUACAGAUGUCUUUGUCCUGCUUCAUUUCAUGGCCCAGACUGCCAGCAGACUAAGCACAGUUUCCAUGGAAAUGGUUAUGCAUGGUUUCGUCCCAUCAGGCCUUGUUUUGAAAGCUCACUCUCUUUAGAGUUUAUUACUGUGGUUCCAGAUGGACUUUUACUAUAUAGUGGUCCUUUAUCAAAUCCAGAACCUGGGAGUACAGAAAACUUCAUUGCAAUAGAACUCUCCAGUGGUAUUCCUGUGCUGAAGAUAAGCCAUGGCUCAGGUUUUGUGAUGCUGCAGUUUCCAAGUCACCUGAAUGUAGCAGACAAAAAAUGGCAUCGACUAGAAGUCAGAACCAAUGAUGGAAAACGAAACAGGAAAAAAACCCAACCCUUUUUGCUUGAUGAUUUGGAGGACAUCAGAGAAAAUAUCCUCAACUACAAUGAAGAAGGGGGUGGGGAACAAGACGAAGAUGCAUACAAUAUGGCAGAACUGCAGGUGUCUAUUCAAACCAGCCCAGUCUAUUCCCUCUACAAGAAGAAAGAAAAAACACCAACACUGAACAGUUUCUGUAGUGACGCAUCCCCAGGCGCCCAGGAGCAGACCAAAACAUCAGCAACUACAGAAGCCUCUUUCACUAACACAGACUUUGGUCAGUACUUGUCAGAUGUUGUCAGAGAUGCCGAUGGUCAUCCCCAGGCUGUACCCCCAGACUCACUGCGGGCAUUUUGCACUGAAGGAGAAGGCUCAGUUGCUAGCAGUCCGAUUACCCUGAGCUCCUCCGGGCUGGAUGAGGGUAUAGUGUAUGAUGACAUUAAAGACUGGGGACCACAGUUUGAGAAACUAAGUGAACUGUACUCACAUAUAGAUGCAGAAGACCUGUAG